This is a messenger RNA of Haliotis rubra (blacklip abalone), 531 nucleotides long. RefSeq names its product death-associated protein kinase 1-like. Gene Ontology annotation, molecular function: protein binding. The record is from RefSeq and is a predicted model, not a curated record. Lineage: Eukaryota; Metazoa; Mollusca; Gastropoda; Lepetellida; Haliotidae. The transcript has a single exon. The coding region runs from base 1 to 531 and encodes 176 amino acids.
AUGUACAUCGUCUCACUGCACAGUGUGGACAUCGACAGUGAAGGAUUUGAAAACAAGACACCAGUGAUGUUAGCAGGACCAAAUGGACAUAAGGACGUGGUGGAGUUUCUCGUGAAUCAUGGCGCUGAACUGUCACUCAGAGACAGCGACACUAACAACAUCCUUCACCUGACGUCUUACGGAGGAUCUGUGGAUGUAAUGAAAUAUGUCCUCUCACAGAAAGUGGUGGAUGUAAACGGCAGGGGGUGGAAGAGGAGGACACCAGUGAUGAUUGCAGGAAUGAAGGGACGAAAACGGUUGGUGGAACUAUUCGUAAAACAUGGAGCUAAACUGUCACUCGCAGACAGAGAGGGUAACAACAUUCUUAUGUUAGCAACUGCAUAUGUGGAGGUAGUGAAAUAUAUCCUGUCACUGGGUGUUGUGAACAUCGACGCCAAGAACAGAAAGGGAGAGUCAGCAGCCAUGAAAGCGAGAGCCUGGGGGCAUCGAGAUGUGCUUGACCUUCUUGUGUCACAUGGUGCUCAUACAUAA